CUAAGAAUUUCUGUCUCAAGCAGUCUCCUUUCGUUUUUCUGUCUCAAGCAGACAAAUAGUCUUUCUUUUUCACAAAAUUUAUGUGAACGGUUUCGGCAACAGCCACUAAUCCAAACGGAAGUUUGCGCAUUGUUUGUGUAGGUAGAUGUGGAGGGUGUAGAAGUUCUUUUUGUCAUAUAUUUGGUUUUUAAAUAGGCUUAUAUUCAUGUGUAAUAUAAUUCAAAAAUAUUAUGGAAGCCUUUGCUACUUUAUGAGAGUUUAUAUUAAAAUGAUAUUCUGUAAUCCGUCUAGCCUUUAUACUUACUAUGCAGUUGUCAAGUGUAGAUCUGUCUUUUUUUAAAUCCUAAAUUGAAUGCAUUUUUAUUCUAAUGCCGAAUUUUUUGGACCAGACGCUAGCCGCAGUAACGUAAUAUCAGACUGGAUGUUGCAGUCUUUAAUGAGAGAAAUGUCUAAACCAGAAAAUAAUGUCAACGCUUUGUCUUGGCGUCGUCUGCACCUGAGCAGGGCGAAACUUAAAGCAUCAAGUAGAACAUCUGCACUUUUAUCAGGAUUUGCAAUGGUAGCAAUGGUAGAAGUGCAGUUAUCAAAUAAGGUGCCUACUGGGUUAUUGAUUGCUUUCAGCAUCUGCACAACAUUACUAGUGGCUGUUCAUCUUCUAGCUUUAAUGAUUUCUACUUGUAUAUUACCUAAUGUAGAAGCUGUAGCCAGUAUCCAUGGAUUAGCAGCUGUUUCUGAGUCUCCUCAUGAAAAAAUGCAUCGUUAUAUUGAAGCUGCAUGGGCAUGUUCAACAGUUUUUGGAAUUUUAUUGUUUUUGGCUGAAAUUGCCAUUCUGUGUUGGGUUAAAUUUUAUGAUUAUAGUGUACCUGCAGCAGCUGCUGCAACAAUUAUACUUAUUCCUGUUGUUGUGAUAUUUGUUGUGUUUGCAGUGCAUUUUUAUCGGAAGCUUGUCGCCCACAAGUAUGAAAGGUCUACUCAAGGACUCAGAGAGCUUGAAACUAUGGUUACUCAGUUACAAAAUAAUGGCACAGAGUUAUCAGCAAAUGGGCCAUAUGUGAUGACUGUGUGAUGUUUUUAAUUACAAUGUAGUUGAAUUUUGUACUAGGAUUUUAUUUUUAUAAUCAAAUUAUUGAAAAGUCUUCAAACAAUACACUGAUAUUUAUUUUGUUCAUUAAAACAUUUCAUUAAUGAAGGAGAUUCUAAACUUAGUCAUGAAUGAAUGAGUCACAUCACAAGUUUACAAAAUGAGUGGUAUAAAUGGUGCUGAUUUCUACUGAUAUUCUAUAAUUUUGCAUUACUAUUUUUAUUUUAUGCUCCAUUCUACAUUGAUAUUCUUAAAUAAUCAUUUCAAUUACUUCUUGUUUGAUAUUUACUGUAUAAUAAAAGGUUGUCUCUGUAAAUAAUUUGAAGCAAAAUGUUGCAAUAAUUGAAAUUUCAUUAAUUUAUUUAUUUAUUAAAUGUAAUUUUACAGGAAGUUCCAUGAAGUUAAACAUUUAUUAUGUUGUGUACAAUUGGGAAAAAAAAAAAAUGACUGUAUCUUUAUAUUCCAAAAUAUUAGCAAAAUUAUUCUAUGAUUAUAUAGGUAUAGUAAAUAAAACUAUUAUCAAUAAAACACAUUUCAAUUACCGAUUUUUAGAGUGUGAUAUGAUGUAUUAAGAAAGCAUUUUAAACAUUUGAUGGAAUAAUCUGUAUUUCAUACCUGUAUUCAUGCUGAAAUUUUUAUUUUCGGUUACAUUUUAUGAAAUGAGUUUUUCUGUGAUUUUGUACAUUUUCAAAAUCUGUUAUUAAUGCUUGUAUAUAAUCAUCUGCCAAACUGAUCAUUGGUUUUAUGAUGUAUUUAUUAUAGUAUUAUAUAUCAUGUAAAAUCUUAUUUUCAUUUCAUAUUUAAUCCAUUAAAAAUACAAAAAAAUUGAACAAGACAUAGAUAUUUUUACUGUGGGUAUGUAAAAAGAUGUUUAUGUAAAAGCAUGAAAUAUGUACUGCAAUAUAUGUUUUAUACAGCAACAAUGCCAAUUACUUUUAAAUGCUUAGUUAAAUUAAAAAGUGUUAGGGGAUAAAGAGGGCUGUGUUGUAGCUUAAACUAAAUUGAUUAUAUGUUUAAAAAGUUUAAAUUUCUAUUUUAAAUGUAUAUUAGCAUUUGAUAUAAAUUAUUCAGUAUAUUAUGUAAAAUUUAUUUUAAGAUAUUCAGUAUAUUAUAUAAAAUUUAUUCUAAAGAUAUUAGGCCAUUUGAGUACAGGAAGCACGAGUAACAUCUAAUUAAGCAUAACAUGUGAGUUAGAAGGAAGUUAUAAUUUUUACUGAUAUUCUGUUCAUUGUAUGAAAAAAUUUUAAUUCAAAGAAAGUUUAAAAAAUUUCUAAAAUCAUAUUUAUGUUAUUCAUUUUCCCAUUAUAAAGUCCCCUCCUUUUUCAACAUAUUCAUGAUUCGCAUUCUGGCAUUUCUAAAUCAUCAAGAAAAAAAUAUUUUCAUUUUUGUUGUUAUUUAUGAAUUUAUUUGGCAAGAUAUUGAAUAAAAAGACAAAGUUUUUUUCAAUGUUUAUUUUGUUUUUAUAAAUAAAAUAGAAUGUUAGAAUUUUGCAUUAUUGCAAAAUGUAUCAAAUCUGAAAUGCUCUGAACGGGUAAUUUAGUGCUUCAAAUUUAUAUGUAUAAACUAAUCAUAUUGUAAGUCAUAUCUUAUGGACUUUAAGGUGAAAUUCAAAAUGUUAUUGUUACUUAUAUUUUGUAUCAAUUAUCCAAAUAUAGGCUUGUAUUUAUAAAGAUACACGUACUAUAUUUUUUAUCCGUUUUAUUUUGAAUCUGCUUAUUUUUUAGGACACUGAAUUAUUUUGCUUAUUAAACAGUAAAAUUCAUUUUAAAGAUAUUUGUUGUCUAUGUUAAAAGCUGGAAAUUUUUUCAGUGGUUUAACGUGCAUAAAGGAGAUAAAUGAAUGUGUAUACUAAAAAGAAAAGAAAAUGUGUUAAUUAAUUAUAAGAAAAUAAAAGUUAAUUAGUAUGCUUAUCU
This is a messenger RNA of Stegodyphus dumicola, 2994 nucleotides long. Its product is annotated as calcium release-activated calcium channel protein 1-like. Gene Ontology annotation, biological process: store-operated calcium entry. Lineage: Eukaryota; Metazoa; Arthropoda; Arachnida; Araneae; Eresidae. Gene Ontology annotation, cellular component: membrane. Gene Ontology annotation, molecular function: store-operated calcium channel activity. The record is from RefSeq and is a predicted model, not a curated record.